Cladocopium goreaui is the source of this 4399-nucleotide messenger RNA. Lineage: Eukaryota; Dinophyceae; Suessiales; Symbiodiniaceae. The record is from the annotation of a GenBank genome assembly.
GCUGGGGGUGAGGGUUGCCCUGAUGUGUCAUGGAUCAGGGCUGAAGCUGACCUCGAUGCUGAUUCACUGCUCCGGUUGUUGACAGCAAAACGACAUGACAAAGCGCUGCCAAUGGGCUGCGGCCCUGAGAACGACAACACCUCGCGCAAGCCUUUCAGCACUGUGCAGAAAAGGAGCUUUAAAAGGGCGAUCAAAAGGGCACAACAGACAGGAAGUGCCUGGUAUCGCGGACAAUGCAUGACCUUGGACCAAUUAACACCUGGCUCCAUCACCACCACUGACAAGCCUCAAAUCAAGCCAAUGAAGCCCAUUUCAUCUUGCCACCCAAGACCGCCAAAGCAUCGCAUGCAUAUAGGCCAUGUGAACGUGGGUGGAUUAGCGCAAGAACGUUUGCAUGAGAUCAAAAUUUGGGCACACCACACGGGCUUGGACAUAUUGUUGCUAAGUGAAACACGUUGGUCAUUUGAGGCUGAGUGGGCUGAUCGAUGGUGGUACCAUAUCCAUACCGGAUCUGACAAUGACAGAGCAGACGGACUGCUCUUUUUGAUCCGAAAGUCUCUCUGCCAACCACAUCAGAUUGGAUUCACUGCACCGAUGCAGGGUAGGAUUGGCCAUCUCAGACUGCAUUUCCAGAAGCGAUCCAUGGACAUCCUUGGCUGUUACCAAUAUGCCCACACCCAUGGACAUCAUAGGAUGACUCAACGCAGCCAUUUUUGGCAGGCCCUGGAGCACCAUGCAUCCAAACUGCCCAAUCGCAACAGUGUCCUGAUCCUGGGUGAUUUUAAUUGCAGUGCAAUCCCUGAGGGACCAUAUGUGGGCACGAACAUGUACACAUGGCAUGGCGUCAUUGGCACCAGCACACCCCAUUCUGACAGCAGUGUUCUCAUGGAGUUCCUUCAGAAAUUUCAGUUAACCAUCCUGAACAGUUGGAAUGCCAAGAAUCCCCCGACUUUUGAACAUUGCUAUACUGCCUCCACCAUUGACCACAUGAUGAUGCGCAUUGCUGACACCGAUGCCCCUGCCAAAGAUGUUAAGUUCAUCACUGCAGCACAGAUCCCGCAACCACUUAGUGCACCCAAUCAGGACCAAAGACAUGCCAUUCAGCAGCUGUGGCACCAUCGAGCGGGUAUCCUCCAGUGCAUGCAGGCAGAUGUCAGCUCCCUGUUCCAGGUGUGGUUCCACUACAGCAGGUACAAAACCAUGAAACGACUCCAACAGCGCCGCACACGACUGCUGAAGAGACAGAAACUGCAUGACCUUCUCCAAGAAGUAGCUCAUGCGUCACGCUGUCAUGACAGUUUUGCGGUAUACCAAACCAUCAGAAAGUACACACCCAAGCAGCCGUUGAAACGCAUCAGACUAAGACUUUCAGAUGGCACACCUGCCAAUGCUGAUCAGGUAAUGGCCAUGACCAAAGCCUACGUUGAGGACAUCUGGCACUCCGCAGAUCCCAUCCAAUUGCAACAGCCAGCGCCGGUUGGCAUUCCUUUUGACUUGGCUGAAUUAGAAGUUGAAAUAGCCAACAUACCCAUCACCAAAGCCGUUGCACGCAGUUGCUUGCCGGGGAUCUGCUGGAAGACACAUGCCAAACAGGUUGCUGAGUUUUUUUAUGCCAAGCUUCAAACCUGGUGGAUGCAAUACCCGGUAUUCAUUCCUCAGCAGUGGAAGGAUGCCCACCUCAGGUUUAUCAACAAACCUGCCAAACCUCCAGAUCGAUUAAGUCACCUUCGGCCCUUGGCCUUGCUGGAACCUGUAGGUAAAUGCAUCCUAGGUUUGCUCACCACCAAAUUUGCAGAUGCAGUUCAACCUUUGCUCAGCCCAUGGCCACAGCUGGCGUUCAUGCGACAGAGAUCGACGUUUGAUGCCAUACGACGUGUUGCCACCCACUGCGUCCGGAUCCGACAGAUGACGGCUGCGCAAAGACGUAGCGUUCACGAGCGUGCCAGGCAAGAGCAAUGCUAUCAGGUCUGUGGCGGAUUGCAAGUGCUGUUGGAUGCUAACAAAGCUUUCGAUUUAGUCCCAAGACCAACUUUGUUUCAUUUCAUCAAUGGCCUCCCCAUCGACCAGGUUUUGGUGACACUGCUGAGUGAAUGGCAUACCGCCACCAAUUACAUUGUGCCAGACGGCCACAACACUCAACGAGUUGCGACAGGGCCGCUGUUACAGAUGGUUCAGAGCACGUGGCAUGAACAACUUCAGGCACUGUUGACCCUGCCGGGCGACGAGGUUCUUGAACAAACGCGGCCUUUUGCCCAGAAGCUGCCCAUCCCGAUGCACACUGCCCAGGAGUAUCCGAAACUUACUCCUGCAGAUCUCACACUGCUGAUGACAAAGCCAUAUGGUCCUACAGCACUGAUUUGCGUACAGGAUUUGAACCUGCAUAUGCGGACACAACAUCCGACACUGCUGCCACAUGUGAUGUCCAAGGCCAGCCAGCUAGGUAGCAAUGUUCUUCGCUGCGAUGUUUGCAACGAGCAGUUUCAGGAGCUUCUCCAAUCCGGAGACAUCGCCAAACUGCGAGAGGCACCACAGAUGCGUUUACGCCUGCAGCUUGGCAUGAUGGUUCAGAAGCUGACUCAGCCAAUGUUCCUGCCUUGGACGUUUGAGAGAGCUCAACUGCGCCUUUACAUGACCGCUGUGACUCAAGACCCAAUCAGUGAACAAAUCUGUGAAGUUCUGCACAUGAGGCAUUUUGACAAACUGUGGACUGAUCCCAUGAUGGUUCAGUUCUUACGCACGCGAUGCUUGCUCUGUGGACUACAUCUUCAUCCUGCUGAAGUCACCGGUCACUUGCAUCGAGUCCAUCCCUUAGACUUGACAGAUCACCGGAUGCUGAUGCCACAGAAAUGGCUGAUCGGUCAGUCUUGGCUCAGAUACAUCUUCAGCAUCAGUGCCCUGUGGUCCUGCAAAUCGCACUGCUCCUUCAAGACCAUGGAGCUCUCACCGCAACUCACGGCCGAGGACGCCGAGAUGUUGGAGACCUUCAAGCAGAUGGGGCCUUUGUUGGCGCAGGAAAGAUACGCUCGACCAGACGCCGCCAGGGAGAACAAGAAACACAAACCGAAUGGGGCGCAGCCCGCAGAACCCGAAGGAGACAUGAUGCACCUUCUGAAGGUGAUGGGUCAACUCUUGUUAAGAGUGGAUGCGGAGCAACAGGCGCUCAAGCGUCAAGACUCAUGGAUUUGCUUCAUGCAAACCGAGCCCCAGGCAUUGCUCCCAUCGUUGGUCCUGAAGGCAGCCGAGUGGAAACAACAAUUGACGGUGAAGCAGGAGAACACGGACCAGAACUUCACCCCGCUCAGAUGCUACCUGACCCAACACAUGGCCACGACGCUGAAUCAGAGAGUCACCAGAUUAGCCAAAUGCAGCAACGAGGAUCCUCUGAAGAAGGUGGCCUUGGACCAGGGAGUUUUGACUCCCGAGGGGAACUUUCUGUUCCAACGAUGGAGCACUCAGGCCCAGGGCCUUCAGACGACCAGUCAGACGCCCAUCUCCCUGACCAGGAUGGUGAAGUACACGGAGCAACUCAUGGACAUCCUGAAAGAUCCAUGUGCCACAGUGAGAUUUCACAGCUUACGGCCGAUGUCAACCGAAGCUGUGGUGCUCUGGAUGUGGCAAAUAUCCAUGAGGUCGGACGACCUUCAAGUCCUGCUGACGACACUGCAAGGAUGCACGGUAUGGGCCCUGUUAGGGCUGUCCAUGAAGCCUCAUGCACUCUACCAGAGCAAGCAGGGCCAACACCUCCAGGGUCUUGCUGACAUCAAGUUGGCCAACGACUCCAACUGGUGCUAUGUCAAUGCGGCCUUUCUGACAACACUGUGGUCGUUUCUGAGCAUUUCAUCGUUUACCAUUGCUCAGUGGGGUCCUGACGCCACCCGCAUUGCCCAAUUGCUGAUGGCUCAUAAUCAAGAUCCUGUUGAACUUUCCAAAGUUGGUUUUCUGCAACCCAUUUUUGACCAAUGGCAUCAUUUGGGCAAUCAGGGUGACCCGGUGGAAUUCCUUGCUCACCUGAUGCGGGGACUCAGAUUUACAGGCAUCAACUUGGGCUGGGAAAAGAGAGUGCAGAUUGGUCUCCUCACUGAAGUGAUGGAUGAAAGCGAUGCAUUCACCCCACUGGUGUUGAAAUUUGAUCCAGCCAUGCUGCAGGAUGACUCCCUGACGCUGUGUCAAAUGCUUCGCGACUGGUCCAAUCAAGAUGGCAUGGUGACAGCCUUAACCAAUCAGACGCCAUUGGUUUGCGUACAGAUUGACCGCCACAUCCGCACAGGUGCAGGCCACAUUGCCAAGUGCGAUAUCCCAGUCAACUUUCAUUGGGGCAUUGAUCUGCCCUUCUAUGAUGGGGAAGGCUUAGCAGUGCAUUGGCGUACAUACAAGGUCAUUGCAGCCAUUGCGCACUUAG